CACCCACUAACAGAAAGGGUCCAUGGAGGCAGCCCCACCAACCCGGUGCUGUAAUAUGCUGUACGUUCCGUAUUCGUACCUCCGUCGUGUCCCAGCUUCAUCACCACACCCAACAACAACGACAGCCCCUUGACGCCACCUUUCCCACAAUGCCCCGAGUCCCGACAACCGCGGCCGUCUUCCCAGGCGCCAACGUCAACAUAGUACUAAAAGCCGACCAACCCACGGGCCGUACCGUAUCCGGGACCGUCGCUGAAGUGCUCACCCGCGGGAACCACCCAAGGGGAAUUAAGGUGCGACUCGUUGACAAUAGAGUUGGAAGAGUACAAAGUAUCGCAGGCGCGUCUGUCACGACCACCGACGCGGCAAAUAUUGAGUCUGAGGCUUUGCCGGAUGAACCUCAAAGUACGAAUACACGCGGUAACCCCCGAGCGAGACGGGUCCGCGACGGACCAGUGGAUGUAAGGGGGGAGGAGCAGCCGUUGGCGACGAUUGGACUGGAUGCAGGUAAUGCCGGUGACGAUGAUGGGGUGGAUAGUCACUCGGGAGGGAUCGAGAGCCAGCCACAACAGGAGCAGGAAGUCUCGACGUGCCCCGUCUGCUCUGACUUUAACGGCGACGUGGCAGCCUUGACGUACCACGUGCAGUCACAUUUUGAUUGA
Canariomyces notabilis is the source of this 662-nucleotide messenger RNA. RefSeq lists its product as uncharacterized. The record is from RefSeq and is a predicted model, not a curated record. Bases 150 to 662 code for a protein of 170 amino acids. The transcript is spliced from 2 exons. Lineage: Eukaryota; Fungi; Ascomycota; Sordariomycetes; Sordariales; Chaetomiaceae.